Molecule: messenger RNA, 2931 nt
Organism: Westerdykella ornata
Lineage: Eukaryota; Fungi; Ascomycota; Dothideomycetes; Pleosporales; Sporormiaceae
Exons: 2
Coding region: 406-2589 (727 amino acids)
Biological process (GO): 7-methylguanosine mRNA capping; protein dephosphorylation
Molecular function (GO): mRNA guanylyltransferase activity; protein tyrosine/serine/threonine phosphatase activity
Source: RefSeq, a predicted model, not a curated record
AAAGAUGGGCUCUGUGUAAUCGCCCCUUUCUUCUCGUCUAGUCUAAGUACUUCUUGUCCCCUCCGCUGACAGCGUGCUCUUCUCUUCUUCUCCGCCGUCGAGAAGAACAAUGAAGCGGUCCAUACUAAACCAAGUCCCAGGCGUCGACAGGAUGUUCACCACUCCGUGUCCAUCGUAACCUUGACUGCUUUUACAUGAUUCUGCAUGCCAUUGCGCAUACGCAGCGUCCAGCUGUCCUCGACCCAGCUCCCGAUUGUUCUUCACCACACGGCCCGGCACGGUCUGCCCUUGUCCGUUACCAUUGGUCCACCGCUCCUCUGAGCUCCAGACACGCAGCCAUUCCACGCUCCGCGACGGCGCGCUGGCCACCGAGUAUACAUUCAGCCUCCUAGCCGUCUGUGCAGGAUGGAGCCCAAUUCGGAUCGCCGCCAUGGCACGUUGCCGUUUCCACAGGCCGUCGUCCUGCUGCUGACCCGUCUUGUCAGUGCUUCGAAUGGAGAAGCUACGGCCUCGUCUUACACCGCACGUCCAAGUGUCUCCCAUAGCGACCAUAUAAGUACUAGCUUCGGUGCUAUUUGGAGGCGGCUGGUCUCCCUUCAGGCCAAAGGGCUAGCUGGAGACUACCGGUAUAUUGUUGUGGGCAUGGGCUUGACAGCAGCUUGCUGCAUCGCAUCCGGACUCCUCUUCAAAUGGACCAAGUCAAAAGACCUGAAGGGGAUCCAUGCCGGUGCUGAGAAACAUGACGACAUCUUCGGCGACGAUGCCCGCUCCACAGACCCCGGCUUGCUCAAGAAGCACUCUACAUUCCGUUCCUACUCCGUGCCGUCGACAGGCUUCGCCUAUCCCGUGAUCCGCACCUUCUACCGUCCUCAUCAGCAAGAAGACAAGCUCCCAAAGACACCGAGGCCCAUACCGCUACUGGUCUUUGUCCACGGCCUCGGGGGAUCAAGCGCACAAUUCCACUCCCUUCUCAUAAGCCUGGCCAAUGUUGCUCCCACCCUUGCAAUCGAUCUCCCGGGAUGCGGUCAAUCUCGCUUCGAGCCUCGAGAUUGGGCUGCCUAUACAAUCGAUGCUCUGGUUCACCUCCUUGCUGUAGCCAUUGAAGCACACCGAGAUCGAGAGGCGAAUCAAGGGGUAGUCCUCAUUGCCCAUAGUAUGGGAUGCUCCUUGUCCGCCCUUCUAGCUUCACCAACCUCGCGGCACGCUGCACUCCUUUCCCGCCAUGUCGUUGGGUUCGUCGCUCUCUGUCCCCAAGCGGAACCGCUCGAUGAAAAGCACGCCGAGAUGGCCAGGAAAGCGUGCUCCCUUCCUGCACCAAUAUUCAACCUAUUCCGCAAAUGGGAUCGCCGCGGAGGCAUCAACAGCACCAGCGUAUUGCGCAUGACGGGACCAGAUGCGGAUAAGGAGACAAGGAAGCUGCAACUCCGCUUCAAUAGGCAGAGUCGGACUCCGGUGUGGCAGCGUAUGAUGUACGGUACUCUACCAGACCCCAAAACAGGAAAAGGAGGGCUUCCUGGCAGGGAUGUCUGGGCCGGAUUAGACCUGCCUGUGUACCUUGUGGCCGGCGCCGCAGAUACUGUCACUCCGCCCGAGAAUGUUUGCAAUAUCCUGAGAUUCAUCGGAUCCCAAGGCACACUCUCCUUUACGGAUAUGCUCUCAGAUGUUAAAAGGUCGCCAGACAUGUCCUCCGCAUCUCCGGAUGGAAAUAUUUCGGAUGGAACCCUCCUUGAGAAGGCCGUCGACUCGCCGUUGAAUGAUUCGUCUUCCGAUGAAUCGUCUUCUGACACCGACCAAUUGACACUUCCCGAAGCGGAUGCGAAGUUGCUCCAAACUCCACCCUCUGAGAAGGCCGCGCAAUCUCAAAGCAGCUCAACAGCGCCCCAUCCCCGCCACUCCCACCAAGAAGUCACCAUCUUCCCGAAACCCGCCGGUCAUUCCCUCUUCUUCGCCCCCUCAACCUCGCGCACCCUCGCCGGCCUCAUCAGCAACUUCCUCUCCACCCACAUCGACCCCCGCCUCUCCCUCGCCUGGCAACUGCAAUACCUCACCACGGAGGGAAAGUGGGACGUCAAGAACCUGGAGAAGUGGAAGGCCGUGCAGCCCGUUUCCGCACCCAUAGCGAAUACCUUCCGCGCCAUGAAGACGCUUCGGGAAGUCGAUGAGCGGCAUUGUCCUAAGCAGUUUGUCAAGGAGUAUUCAGGGCAGAUCCGCGCGGUGGUGGAUAUCAGUCAUGACCAACCGGUGUAUGAUCCAAAGGGCUUGGAGGAGGGAGGGAUCCGGUACUACAAGUUCCCUACUGUGUCGAAGCUACCACCUUCCGCGGAGGAAGCUACUGACUUCAUCGCCCUCAUAGAGCGCAUUGAGGCGGAGAAGGCAGCAGAGGGGCAGCAAGGCCUGAUUGGUAUACACUGCCAUUACGGCUUCAAUCGCACCGGCUUCUUCCUGGUCUGCUACAUGGUUGAGAAGUUGGGGAUGGGGGUCGAGGAGGCGAUCGCCGAGUUCAAACGCGCGAGGCCACCGGGCAUCAGGCAUGCCCACUUCGUCGAUACGCUGCAUGUGAGGUAUCAUUUGGGUUUGGAUGGCAGGUGAAGGGUUUCGGUCGGCGUUUGGGUUUUCUACUGGGGCCAAUGGGAUGGGACUCAGCGUGGUGUUUUUGGCGUUUGGGUGGGGAUGGGUAGAGGAAAUAGGGAAGGGAGUCUAGGCGUAGGUCUCUCCGGGGAUUAGGUAUGGGGAAAUGGGCAGUUUUAGAUCUCUGGGUCGGGAUAUCAAUGCAUCUAUCGUUCUGGUUCGACUACGUUUGUCAAAGAGCUGUGUAGGUGCCCUUCUUGGUUAGCAGAUAGACACGAGGAGUAUCCUCAAGAUGCGUAUAGCCGCUCAUGAAUGAAGGCUAUGGCUGUGAAUGGAAACGUCUCUACUAACGAUGCAAAGUAG